This is a messenger RNA of Dendronephthya gigantea, 2226 nucleotides long. Its product is annotated as amyloid-beta A4 protein-like. Gene Ontology annotation, molecular function: heparin binding; transition metal ion binding. Gene Ontology annotation, cellular component: membrane. The record is from RefSeq and is a predicted model, not a curated record. Bases 131 to 1837 code for a protein of 568 amino acids. The transcript is spliced from 10 exons. NCBI's taxonomy places the organism in Eukaryota, Metazoa, Cnidaria, Anthozoa, Malacalcyonacea, Nephtheidae.
UCGAAGCAAUUUGUGCAAAUAUUAACUAGCUGGUCGGCCACGAUCGUAAUAGAUUGUUGUGGCGUAUAAAAGAAUCAUUAUUUAAAGAAGAAAAACAAUUGGCAACUACUGAGGAGUAGUAGACUUAAAGAUGAAUAAUUUCUACCGGUUUUGUGUUGCUGUUUUCUGUUUAAUAGUGGCACAUGCUUCUGGCAAGGUUGAAGAUGCAGGGCUUUUAGAUUAUGAACCACAAAUUGCCAUUAGCUGCGAAAAGGUUGCAAAACAUAUCGAUGUUAAAACCGGAGUUUGGACUGAUGAUUUACUUAAAGAAAAGUUUUGUUCCACGGAACCAUCAGCAAUUCUUAAGUUUUGUCAAUCGACAUACCCUAAUAUUGACGUGACUAAUAUUGUUGAAGCAAAUGAAAAUGUCACUAUAUGUUCUGGAAAGGAUUGUCAGUCAUCAUAUUCGGUUGUUCCUUACAGAUGUCUCGUUGGUAAAUUCGAAGCGGAUGCGUUAAGCUAUCCUUUCGACGCAAAAUGUGACUUCGGUUAUGUUCACGAGAGCAAAACGUGCAAGAAUCAUGCCUAUUGGAAUGAACGGGCAAAACAAAUUUGCAGCGGGAAACAAAAAUAUCUGGAGAAAUAUGGCAUCCUCGUGCCGUGUGGUACAGACGUGUUCACCGGUGUGGAAUACGUUUGUUGCAAGGAAAAAGGUGCAGCAAAUAUCGCAGAAGACAAAAAGCCAGAAAGAGAGGAACAAAAAAGUGAUCAUGAAAUUCUGAAUGAUUUGUUGAAUACAUUUGCUUCUCAUAUCCCUAAAAAGAGCAAAGGUUGCGAUCGCUCUAUUUAUAACACGAAGACGGACCUUGUUCGUCAAGAGAAAAACGAGAAAGUCAAAGACGUGGCUAAGAAUUUGAAUGAAGCUAAAGCCCGAAUGGAGGAAUUGAAGAAAGAUGAUCCGGAUCAAGCACAGGCUCUCUUCAAAAAAACCCUGCAAAUCUUCCAAGGCACGUUGAAGAAUAUUGAAAACCAGGCAAAACUUGACAUGUCCCGAUUGAACCAGGAAAAGAAGGAAUGCGCUCAGAUGAGUCUGAAUCACAAGAAACAUCUGGCGAUGAGCGCUUUUGUAGACGCGGUGCGUCAACACGUGGAUAAGCCAGACAAGAUCAUCAAAACUUUCCAACGCUUCAUGCGCGUCUUAGAGAACGACCAAAAUCAAAAUAUGCGUGAACUAUCCAAGAAGCUUAACGGAAAGGGUUCUAAGAAAAUUAUGUCGAUAAGGGACUUAUUCUUGAAACAUUUGAAAGUCGUCAAAACAUCGCUGAAUGAAGGUGUUGAUAUCUUGAGGAAGGUUGCAUCUGUCCAGGGCAAGAUUAAGUUUGAUUUACCAACGUUUGCACGUGAUAUCGACUUCGAGUUCGCACACGAGCCAAAGACUACACCCGCACCACCAACAACAGCAGCACCGGCUAGUGAAAAGCCGAGCCAAUCUAAAAAGAAUAAAAUGCAAUCUGACGCUGAAGGUGAACAUGACUCGACCCAUGCAACUGACGAUAUGCCAAGAAAAUCCAAACCAGCAAAACCCAAACCAUUGAAGGAGAAGGACGAUGAUGGUAAACACCAUCACAGAGAUCACCCGCUGAAAUCACGAGCGGUGUUCGCUGCUGUUAUUGGUCUGAGUUGCGGAGCUUUGGUCAUCAUGAUUGUCAUCGUGCUUGCGCUAUUCUUCAGAAAGGGGUCCUCCAAGCGUAACACCAAGACAGUCAUAGCCGACGACGAUUGCCAGGAAAAACGUCAUCUUAUGAAGAUGCAAGAAGACGGAUUCGAAAAUCCCACUUAUAAAUUCUUCGCCAAUUAAAAUUUAUAGACUUUGAAAUAUUUUCACGCGUAUACAAGAUGUAGAAUUUUUGUUUCUAUUUAUAACACAGCUGGUGUGAAAUCCCGUAUUUCGUAUAUAUUUCGUUUAAACUGGCAAAUGCUCUCAUGUAAUCGAGGAUGUAUAAUUUAAUUGAUUUCUAAGCAUUACAGUAUAAUACACAAGCACAUCUGCCAGUCCUUUUUAGAUUAUUAAGUAUAAGUAGAAUUAUAUUUAUUGAUUCCAUAUAACAUAUAUAUACAUGCAUGGUAGUUUGUUUGACAUGGUAGUAAGUCGGUAAAUCAAAAUUUGAUGGUUUACCUAAUGACUUGUUAUAAUGUAUUGUUCAUUUGUAGUCAGACGCCUUCCAAUAAAUAUUUUAGUGUUUAGUU